Molecule: messenger RNA, 888 nt
Organism: Rhodotorula graminis WP1
Lineage: Eukaryota; Fungi; Basidiomycota; Microbotryomycetes; Sporidiobolales; Sporidiobolaceae
Exons: 5
Coding region: 1-861 (286 amino acids)
Biological process (GO): thiamine metabolic process; thiamine diphosphate biosynthetic process
Molecular function (GO): thiamine diphosphokinase activity; ATP binding; thiamine binding
Source: RefSeq, a predicted model, not a curated record
AUGCCAGAAGUCACGUCCACCAAGCUGUGGGACACGCGCAGCUUCCUCUCGCCGCCCUCGCCCUCGACCUCCUCGUCGCCUCCCCCACCAAACGCCCUCAUCAUCCUCAACACGCCGUUCCCUCCUCAGCCCGUCUUCCGGCGACUCUGGGCCUCCGCGAGCGUCCGGUUCUGCGCCGACGGCGGCGCCAACCGGCUGUACGACCGCUUCGUGCGCGGCAAGGGGCGCUUGGACGACGGUGACGGCGCGUCGGACGACGCGAGCGAUGGCGACGAGGCGACCUGGCUCCCGGACUUGGUCCUUGGCGACUUGGACUCGCUGCGGCCAGAGGUCAAGGAGUACUACGUCGGCAAGGGCGUCCCCGUCGAGCACGACCCGGACGAGUUCUCGACCGACCUGGGCAAGAACGUCGCGCGCCUGUCGCAGCUCGAGCGUCGGGGCGCAGCGGCGCCGCCGCCGCAGCAGCACCAGCUCGUCCUCGUCGGUGGGCUGAGCGGCCGGCUCGACCAGACGGUGCACACGCUGCACGCGUUGACGCUGCUCGUCGAGAAGGAGGGGCGCGAGAGGGUGUGGGCCGUCGGGAGGGAGAGCGCCGCGGUCGUGCUCGCAAAGGGCAAGCACGAGCUCCGGAUCGACCUGUCGACGUUUGGCAAGACGUGCGGCAUCCUCCCUCUCGGCUCGGCGGCCGCAAGAGUUACGACGACGGGCCUCGAGUGGGACCUCGGACCGACAGCCUACAUGUACCCGACCUCGCUCUCCGAGGCGAUCAGCACGUCGAACCACCUCGUGCAGGAGCAGGUCACGCUCGAGACGGACGAGACGGUCGUGUGGACGAUGGAGGUGCGCGGCGGGGCAGAGUAAUCGAGACGCUCUCUUUUCCUGCCCUUU